CGCAAUUGCAGAAACAAUUCCUAGAGAGAGCAUUCUGCAUUCAUCCACGGAAAUUAUUCUUUUCUCUCUUGAAUCGAUUUUCCGAUCACCGAAUUUCGAGAUGGGGGCUGUCAACUCUGAACUAGAAGACCUAUUCCAGGAUAAAAAGCGUGUCAGGAAUCCCUUUGUCCCCAUGGGUGCUUUUAUAACAGCAGGGGUGCUCACAGCAGGUCUAAUUAGUUUCAGAAGGGGAAAUUCUCAAUUGGGUCAGAAACUAAUGCGGGCUCGUGUGGUUGUUCAAGGUGCUACUGUUGCUCUAAUGGUUGGGACAGCUUAUUACUAUGGUGAAAAAUUUUGAGGAGUCCUAACUGGAUAUUGCUGCUGCAUUAGCUUUUGUCAUUCCAUUCCUCAUUCUGUGUUAGAGAAAUACGGCAUGAUUCAGAACUUUAUUGCAUAGUUUAUGAACUAUGUAUACUUCUUUGAAAAAAUAUGUAGAGCGUCAAAUACAACCCAUCUAAUGUGAAUUGUGCUGUCGUGGGUUGCGAUUGUUUGUUUUAAGUGACAGUGAUUUUGAUUAGUUGAACAUCUGCUGAUCUUUUCCGUAUGCUCGCACCCUUUACUUGGUUUUCCUCCUGAUCAAAUAAACUGGGGACUGUUUAAACGUAAUCAUUAUUGAUCCUCUUUA
Messenger RNA from Erythranthe guttata (spotted monkey flower), 664 nucleotides. RefSeq names its product RING-H2 finger protein ATL48. The record is from RefSeq and is a predicted model, not a curated record. NCBI's taxonomy places the organism in Eukaryota, Viridiplantae, Streptophyta, Magnoliopsida, Lamiales, Phrymaceae.